GCGCGGGGUGGCGGGCCGGCCGCGCUCCGGGGCGCACGGACCAUGGCUCCGUCUCGGGCGCCCGGCCGGGACCGUGCGGGCCGCGAAGCCGAGCAAGGCUGGGAGGCGCUGGGAAACCGCAAGGCCCGGAAGCCCCUGGUGGAGAAGAAGCGGCGCGCGCGGAUCAACGGGAGCCUGCGGGAACUGCGGCUGCUGCUGGCGGGCGCCGAGGUGCAGGCCAAGCUGGAGAACGCUGAGGUGCUGGAGCUGACUGUGCGGCGCGUGCAGGGCGCUCUGCGGGGCCGGGCGCGCGAGCGCGAGCAGCUGCAGGCAGAGGCGAGCGAGCGCUUCGCGGCGGGCUACAUCCAGUGCAUGCACGAGGUGCACACGUUCGUGUCCACGUGCCAGGCCAUCGACGCCACCGUCUCGGCCGAGCUCCUGAACCACCUGCUGGAGUCCAUGCCGCUGCGCGAGGGCAGCAGCUUCCGGAAUCUGCUCGGGGACGCCAUAGCCGGGCCACCGGGAGCCGCCGGGCCAUGCGGCUGGCCCGCGGGAGGGGCCCCGGGAUCCCCACUGUCCAGCCCACCAUGUCCCGGGGACGAGCUGUGCUCCAACCUGGAGGAGGUCUCCGAGGCUGAACUAAGCCGGGCACCUAUCGAGGCUCUAGACUUGGUGCCCACAGCCUUGGGCAGCCUGACUGCAGCACGAAGGGCCCAGAGUGUCUGGAGGCCUUGGUGACCUUCCUAGCCAGGGACCUGCGGAGGUGGGCCUGGCCUUCCCGAGCUUCCUCUGGGGUUCAGAUGUGGUGGAGUAGGCCCCAACACAUGUCCCAUGUCUGCCCUGCCGUCCUGCUCCAGUGGACGGCCAGCCCAGUCAGGCCCUGUUUCUUCAGGGUGUCCCUUCCUUAGACCCGACAGCUCCAUGGGGGAGGGGAGCUCCCGGGAGCAGGGAGUAGGAGCCCCUACAGCGCCAGGGCUUUCCACUCACUGGUCCAGCCUUCCCAGGCCCUCCGCGGGCCCUGGAGGGUAGAGGGGGCAGCGUGGUGCUGAGCUUCUCAGGACCUGAACACAGGAGUCCCAGGCAGGGACUCGGGCUUGAGUGUGCCUCUUCUUCAGUCACGAGAGGUGGAGCCCGGCGUGUUCUGCCCUGGACCUCGGAGCUAUGCUCCACACCUCGUUCGCAGCACAUUUGAGUCUUGCCUAUUUUGCUGCCAACAAUUGUUUCAAUGAAUAGCUACCCCUGACGUCUGUGGUUACUGUGUCAAAGGUGCUAACUAAAGCACAUUUUCCCAUCUGACACUGUUGAAUGUCUUCAGAACUCUAGUCUUUGGCAGCCAAGUGAGUGGGUGCAGACUUCCAAGAUGGGAGGUACUGGAUUCCUGGCCUGCUCUCCCUGGGCCCCACCCCCACCCCCCAGGGGAUCGGGGUGUGUCUUGGUGAUUGGGUUGUUUUGGGACUUGCCCUGAGUUCAAACCCCAACACGACCCAAACCAAAAGGAAUUGCCAAAUCCCUGGUCCAUUGUAGUAAUUUCCCAAGGCAGCCACAAUAAAAGACAGUGAGCACAGUG
This is a messenger RNA of Perognathus longimembris pacificus (Pacific pocket mouse), 1546 nucleotides long. It is a transcript of the gene Hes6, whose product is annotated as hes family bHLH transcription factor 6. Gene Ontology annotation, cellular component: nucleus. The record is from RefSeq and is a predicted model, not a curated record. The transcript is spliced from 4 exons. Bases 43 to 717 code for a protein of 224 amino acids. NCBI's taxonomy places the organism in Eukaryota, Metazoa, Chordata, Mammalia, Rodentia, Heteromyidae. Gene Ontology annotation, molecular function: protein dimerization activity; DNA-binding transcription factor activity, RNA polymerase II-specific; RNA polymerase II cis-regulatory region sequence-specific DNA binding. Gene Ontology annotation, biological process: anterior/posterior pattern specification; regulation of neurogenesis; regulation of transcription by RNA polymerase II.